Vicia villosa (hairy vetch) is the source of this 1773-nucleotide messenger RNA. RefSeq lists its product as uncharacterized. The record is from RefSeq and is a predicted model, not a curated record. Bases 415 to 1341 code for a protein of 308 amino acids. NCBI's taxonomy places the organism in Eukaryota, Viridiplantae, Streptophyta, Magnoliopsida, Fabales, Fabaceae. The transcript has 2 exons.
GAGACCAACUAGUGUUUGUACCAAAAAAAGACAGUAUCUAGUGUUGUUUAUUCCCAUUCCAAAUAGAGUGCAUCAACUCCGGAAGAAAGACAGACCACCCUUCUGUCCUUCCUCCUUUCUUCUCCAUCUCACCUUUUUGAGUUGACCUCUUCCAAUAAUAGAAUUCUCCAUUCUCCAUUUCCUAUUUUUAUCUUUCCCAUCCCAAAACCCUAUUUCAUUCUCUGUCCUUUUUCCCCUUUUCAGUUAAACGGUUAAAAAAACCUUCUUUUUCUUCUCUGUCAACAAAAAAAAAAACCAUCUUCACCCAAUUUCGUUUUCCCUUCAAAUUUCACUUUUUUUCCAUCUGGGUCGUUCCCAAUUCCAUCAAAACCUAAAAGGGUGUAAUCAAAAUUCGAAAUUUGAAGCUUUUGUUAUAUGGAUCAAAACGAAGAAGCGAUUGCGAAGAGCGAAAACUCGUUAAGCUUUUCACCGAUAAAGAGUCACCGAUCGUGGCUUGAAGUUCGUCUCUUCUACGUUCGAAUUUCGCCUUGCGUAAUCGACAGCGCUCCCGAAUGCUUAACCCUAUGUUACCCGAAACGCGAAGUUGGUUUCUCUCUUGUGAUCAACGGUUCGUCGAUUCCUGCAAUUGAUUCCGCUCCGCCGCUUCCUCUCCGCCGUGACCGUGUCGACAAGGAGUCUGCGGAGGUUACAUACGUCAGCACGGAUAAUGUGAGGAUCACCGGUGGUGCGGAGUUUGAGGUGUAUGAGAAGGAUGGGUUGUUUCUUUGUGGGUCGUUGGAACGGUUGGAUACUGAUUGGGGGAAUGGGUCGGGUUGGGAGAUGGAUUGUCAUGUGGCGGCGGGGUCGAUUGGGUUGGGUUCCUCGGCGUUUUUUCGGCCGAAGCUCGGGGUUUCGGCUCCGUCGGUUGAGGUUUAUGUGGCGGGGUGUUGUUCGGGUGUGCCUGUGAUUUUGAGUAAGACGAUUUCGAUGAGUCCGAGGAGGAGGGUUCCUAGGCAUGCUAUUUUGGAUGCUAUUCCUGAAGAUGAGGAGAUGAAUGUUAUAGAGAAGGAUCAUGGUAAUGGUAAUAGUAUGAAUGGAUUGAUUCCACACCCUAAAUUGCAGAUAACGGGGUCUGCAGGGUCAGAAGUUGAUGAUUAUGAUCUUGAAGGAAAGAUGGCGAAUGGUUUCUACUCUCAAGAAAUGUAUCUUGGCGAAGACGGACAACUCACAUGGUUCAAUGCAGGUGUUAGAGUUGGUGUUGGUAUUGGCCUUGGGAUGUGCGUAGGGAUUGGGAUCGGAGUUGGACUACUCAUGCGCUCAUACCAAACAACAACCAAAAAUUUUAGGAGGAGAUUUUUCUAAUCGAUUAUAACGAAUUUGCUGCUCUCUAUCAACAAGAAACCAAAAAAGAUAUACUGGAGUUGGAUCAACAACAACUUGAAUGCAUGAAUCGUGAGUGAAAGGCUAUGCAUGCAUCGUUUAGUUUUCGUAGGUUUGGUGCAUUCGCUCAUGCUUUCAUGUAUCGAAGUGCUGUUAUGCAUCCUAUGUAUCAAGUAGGCUUGAAGUUUGCAUUUUAUAGAAGAUUUAUCUGAUCCUCCAACAACAACAAUAGGUGUGAAUGAAAAGGUUUGAGGAUGGAUAAUGUGGUUUGUGCCAGCAGGAACAAGUGUUCAAUGGCCAGCUUCAAGUUUGAGAGAGGUUUUAAAUGUGAAAUUGUACUGAUGUUUUACUGUUCCUUUGCCUGUAGAUUUUUUAUCAUUUUUAUGCAAAUUUUGAUAUGUAUAUAUUUUUUUC